Messenger RNA from Paramecium sonneborni, 335 nucleotides. Lineage: Eukaryota; Ciliophora; Oligohymenophorea; Peniculida; Parameciidae. The record is from the annotation of a GenBank genome assembly.
AUGGAAAAAUACAAUAAUUUAUGUUUAACCGAAAAUUUAGGGUAAAAAUAUAUAAAAUAAUCUAUGAGAUGGCUGUAAUAAGUAGGCCAAUAAUAAUAUCCAUAAUAACCAGUCUAUCAAUAAUAACAAACUUUCAUCAUAAUAAGUAGAGUAGCAGCAAAAACCAUAAAAAUUGAUUUUGAUCAAAUCUCUCGAUAAUACAUAAAGUCUGAAGAAUCUAUUUUGUACUAAUAGUAAUGAUUAAUAAUUAUAAGAGGUUCUCCACAGUUCCUGCACCUUUAUUACAUCCUCCAUUUGUGCAUUAAUUUUAUAAGAUAAUUGAUGAAGGGAAUUGA